Messenger RNA from Delphinapterus leucas (beluga whale), 3195 nucleotides. The record is from RefSeq and is a predicted model, not a curated record. NCBI's taxonomy places the organism in Eukaryota, Metazoa, Chordata, Mammalia, Artiodactyla, Monodontidae.
UGCGCCAGGAGGGGGAGCGGCUUGCGGAACCCUGGAACCUGCAGGCAGCUGGCGCUCCGGGACCAGGGGUUUCCUCCGAGGGAGGCGGUCUUGCUCUUGCAUUCCUGUUCUUCCUGGGAACUAGCACCAGGCAAGAGCGGGGGCGCCUCAGACAGGGAACCUGCCUCCCGGGCUCCCGGACAGUAGACAACAAGGCUGACCCCACAACUCGUCCCUGUUUCCGGCUUUCCGCAGGCCCCGCCCUGGAGCUGCAAGCAGUGACCGUGAUGUCCACGCCCUCGUGGGGUCCGCACUGCGAGGGGGGGCGGGAAUAACAGAGGAGAACGUAAAUGCGGUGUCCUGUGGGAAACAAGCCGGGUGGGGGAGGCAAUGGGUGUCCGGAGUUGGUUACAUAGAGUGAAUGGGCACGGAAGGGACGCAGGGAGCGAGCCCUUCAAGUGUCUGGGGAUAGGGCCGGUUCACAGGCAGGAAGUCCAGGCAGCCUCAGGCCCCGAAGUAGGAGGGGGUUGUGGAGGAUGCUUUCCAGAGACCAGCCCCAAAGCUAGAGGGCACAGAGAGGCUGGAGAUGAGGUCAGAUGCGAGGUGCCUGGGCUGUCUGAGCAGAGGGCUGUGGGCACGGGACUGGCGUCCCGCUGCCUUGUGUCUGCGGGGGCGAGGCUGGAGCAGGAGGCAGCGCAGGGGUGCCAGGGCGCUACACCUGGUGGUGCCCUGGAGGGCGGGAAGGGUGGGACUGCUGAGAGGAGGCAGGGGUGGGCAGCUGCUGACCACCUGGGGAGGUGAUGUCGCUAGACCCCCAGCUGGGACUGCUGUGAGGCUGGGGGCUGCAGGAGUGCAGUGUGAGCUUGCAGUGUCUGGAGAUGAUGAGAUGGUCAAGGGAGUGAGUGAGGGAUGGGGGACCAAGCCCCCUGCAGCCCUCCCAGUGGAGAAACCCAGGAGUCCAGGAGGAGCCGGUGAGAAAGACCCAGAUGGAGCAGACUGGGGAAGAGGACCCCAGGGCCAGUUCAUGGGGAAGCCCUCUCAGCUCUAUCUUCAGACCUGCCUAAUGCAGCCGUGGCCCGAGCCCACCUGUUCCGUCUGGGUUGGUGUCACAGCCUCCGCCCCCGACCCCCGGUCUCUCGCGGACAGGGCAGCCAGUGGGCCACCCCCUCAACGCCUGGGUCAGCGUGCAGCACGCCUCUGCGCAGCAGCCCAGCAGCUGCUCCACGUCCCGAGGUCCUGCCUCGGGCCUGGGCCCUGCCCCCGCUCUGGCCUGGCGUCCACGGCCCUCCCGGACAUGCCGGGCCCUCACACCUCACGGCCACGGCUGAGCUGCUCCCAGGCCUGGGUGGCACUCCCUGGCUGCCCACAUGGCUCCUCCCACACUCAGGCCUGUGCUCAGAUAUCUCCUGAGGCCUCUCUUGACCAAUCUGGCAACAAACCCCAGCGCUUGAACACCUACCUUGUUGGCGAGACUCUCAUCUCAUGUAUUGUUGGUGGGAACAGAGGGGAGAUGGACAAUAUCCAGCAAAAUGAUGUGGGCAUUUAUCCUUUGGCCCAGCAAUCACCAAGUAGGAAUUUAUCCCAAAGAUACACUGGCAAAAAUGCAAAAGAUUCAUGAACAAGGCUACUGAUUGCAACAUAAUUUGUAAUAGAAAAAACUGGAACGGUCCACAUGGCAUCAGGUGCAAGUCCUUAAUAAACCAUUGACCCUCCACACAGGGGCUUGCAGCUGUAAAAGGAGCGCCAGACGCCUGUACAUGCCGUCAUGGGGUCGCCUCCAGGACGGUGUCCAGGGCACACCACUAAGAUGGGCAAGAUGGAGAAAAGGGUAUUCAGCCUCUGCCACCGCCUACCCAGAAUGCGGGGUUACUACUAUGCGUUCCACGUACCUGCCUGUGUUAGAAAUCCAUGUGGCUUCCAUGAAGGUGGCGCCAGGAGCAGGACUUACGUCUCCCCGGACCCCUCAUAAAGCACAGAGGGGGACGCAGCAGCGCAGCAAGACAGGUGGCCAACACUGACCCCAAAGCUCCAUGACAAGCAGGUGGCUACGGCCUCCGGCCUCCGCUGCCUGAGGUCAGCACGUGUGUGGAGGGUCUGAGCUCACCCUCCCACCAGAAGCAGCUAAACGCUGGACCACAUCAGGCAGUGCAGGCCGUGACUCCCGACAGAGAGGGACAAAUGGAGCGAGCCAACGACCAGAGGCCAAAGUGCUGGAGGCUGCAGGGCAGGGGGCCAGAGGGGAGGGCCUGUCCGGAGGGGCGCUCCAGAGCUGGGCAGAGGGUGCCGAGUCCAGGCCGAGCCCUGAUAGGGAUGUGCGUGGAGGAAGCUGCCCGGGGCUACGUAGAACCCCUGGGAGGCACCAGGAGAGAUGCUCUGGGAGGUAACAGAGGGCUGGGCGUGUCCUGCCAGCCCAGGAGCCGUGGGGGCCAGGGACCAGGCCGGAAGAUCACCGCCUCAGCAGAAAGGCAGCCCCCGUCAGCCUGCAGAGGAAACGCAUGGAAGGGACCAAGUGUGUCCAGGAACCCCACCUCAGCCAGGACAAAGCGUGAGGGGGAGGCACUCGACAAGGACGGUGCCCCGCGUCUGGAGUCCAGUCCCACUCACCGGGCGAGCAGAGGAGGGACCUGCGACUCGCAGUGGGGGCGGAAGUCAGUCACUGAGGCAGACGCACUGCUGACGCUAAUGCCAGAACCGGUCGAACAGGCGUUAAAACGGUUCCUGUAACUGUAUCCCACGUGUUCAAAGGCCGGGAAGAUGGCUGGGCACGCCUGGACGUGGGUCAAGACACGAACAAGGCCACAGGAAGCAAAGGUGCCGCACAGGCUGCCGUGGCCAGGAGCCAGGAGCCAAAUGCGGGCCACUAAGCAUCAAAGAGAAUAAGAGCGGCAGCAGGUUAAAAUAUACCAAAUAUGUUUAAACCACAAAUACAUAUGCUACUUAAAAUCCCAACAUGGUGUUGCUAUAGGGCUCUGAGGAACCGCCUUGUCAUUUUCAAACCUGGUAGAUGAUGGGAGAAAACCCAUCAUCCACCUGGCCGGGGGAUACAGACCGCAUCGCAGGGUAACCAAAGAAGUGAUGAGGGAUCUGUUUUCUUUGUGAAUAUUCCAGCUAAUACAUGAAGAAGAAAUAUAGAGUUAAUGGGCUUCCCUGGUGGUGCAGUGGUUAAGAAAUCCACCUGCCAAUGCAGGGGACAUGGUUCGAGCCCUGGUCCAGGAA